This is a messenger RNA of Cololabis saira (Pacific saury), 2930 nucleotides long. RefSeq names its product chemerin-like receptor 1. The coding region runs from base 89 to 1249 and encodes 386 amino acids. The record is from RefSeq and is a predicted model, not a curated record. Lineage: Eukaryota; Metazoa; Chordata; Actinopteri; Beloniformes; Belonidae. Gene Ontology annotation, cellular component: plasma membrane. Gene Ontology annotation, biological process: positive regulation of cytosolic calcium ion concentration; inflammatory response; phospholipase C-activating G protein-coupled receptor signaling pathway. The transcript has 2 exons. Gene Ontology annotation, molecular function: G protein-coupled receptor activity; complement receptor activity.
UGAGAAAACUUCUCCAGAUGACUGAAAGCUGAACGGAGGACACCACCGACCCAACACCGGCCCAUGUCAGACAGGUUCUAAAAAAAAAAUGAUGGAGCUAAUGACCACUUCCCCUUUCAAUCACUUCAAUUCAGCUUAUGAACUUGGGAGAAAUGGCUCUCUGUAUGAUGAAGGUGAUGAGUACGACUACAGAGAUGACCAUGGAGAUGACAACGAGCUGGGGGAGCUGAAGCAGUCCCUCAAAAUCAUGUCUCUCAUUGUUUACUGCCUGGCCUUUGUCCUCGGUGUGCUCGGGAACGGAGUGGUUAUCUGGGUGACCGGCUUCAAAAUGAAGCAAACCGUCAAUACGGUGUGGUUCCUCAACCUGGCUGUGGCCGACUUCCUCUUCACAGCAUUCCUGCCUCUCAGCGUGACUUACACAGCUAUGGAUUUCCACUGGCCUUUUGGGAAGUUCAUGUGCAAGCUGAACACCACCAUAAGCUUCCUGAACAUGUUUGCCAGCGUCUACAUCCUGGUGGUGAUCAGCGUGGACAGAUGUGUGUCCGUGGUGUGGCCCGUCUGGGCCCAGAACCACAGAAAUGUGCGCAAGGCUUCCUGUGUGAGUCUGUGUGUUUGGGUGCUGGCUUUGAUUCUCAGUUCUCCGUACUUCAUCUUCAGGGACACGGGGCCGGCACUGCACAGCAAAGACAUCAUCAACUGCUUCAACAACUUCGCUUUCUCUGAUGACUAUCAGACCCAAUCCAUCAUUCAACUGCGACAUUUUCGCCAUCAGGCCAUGACCAUCACUCGCUUCCUCCUGGGGUUUGUCAUCCCGUUCACUGUCAUCGUCUCCUGUUAUGCCGUCAUAAUCCACCGUCUCAGAAGAAACCCUGCCCUGGCUAGUCAAUCGAGUCGCCCAUUUAAGAUAAUCGCUGCCAUUAUCAUCAUUUUCUUCCUCUGCUGGGCUCCUUUUCACAUCAUGGGUCUAAUUGAGUUGGUGAAUCACACUAUGGAAAAUGAAAAUGAAACUUUAGACCAUGUCAUCAUCAUUGGAGUACCUAUAGCCACCAGCCUGGCCUUCCUCAACAGCUGCCUGAACCCACUGCUUUAUGUGUUCAUGGGCCAAGAUUUCAAGGAUAAAGUCCGUAAAUCCAUCCUGAAUGUUUUGGAGAAUGCCUUCCAGGAGGAAGUGUCUCGCUCGUACACCUACACAAACUCAAUGGUCACCAUUCGGAGCAAAGACAAGUCAGUGUCUGAUGCUGAGGUGUAAUGAUCAGACUGACUGAAACAAAGACUUAAGACUGUACAGAGUAAAUGUGACUGUAUAACAAAUAACUUUUUGUUUGGUCGAGUACUUGUAGUGUUUCAUUGUGCAACUUUAUUUUCUCUCGAUACUUAAUGACUAAUUUCUUUUGCCUGACAAAGAUGAUAAGUAAGAAGUUGCAGUUACUGAAAUGCAUGACAUUGAAAAGUUGUACCUCAAAGAGUACGCAAAGAGUAAGCUUUAAACUCAGUAUCCACAUUAAUGGAAACAUGGAGUUCAACCACACUAAAAACAGGGAAAUACAAGUUCAAUUUCACAACUUUCUCCAUAUUUUUCAUUACAGCAUAACGAAAUUGGCCUUAUGACACUUCCUGAAUCCAACUGUGGGCGAGCAAAUUCUGUAAAUAAUAGUAAAGAUUACAGUUACGCUGUUGAACCAGACUUUGUUUCAAUAAACUAAUAAAGCUGAUUGACUGCUAUGUCUGCUUCAGGUUUAGAUAAUAAUGUAAUUUACCUUUGAUAUUUAUUACCAGGACAGUCUAACGUAACAUCUAUGAAAGGAAAAACAUAAGACGAUGAUGUUAUUGUGCUUAAAGGAGCAGCUGUGCUGUAUCAUUAGCUUUUGCAGGGUGAGUGUAUGGAGCUUGGCCAGCCAUCCUUAUUCUGUUCAUCUUCAACACAAACUACUCUGGUUCUUCAGGAUUCAGCUUUGUUUCCAGAGGAUUGACCCUCGGGAAAUCCAGGUACUGCUACUGGCUGGGCUUACAACCAGAGAAAUUAAGCAUGUAAUGCAGGCAGAGCGACAACCAGAUUUGUAUCAAUGAAGCGUCUUCAAAACAACGUACAGAGUAGACGGGAUACUGCUGAAUGAAUUCUGCGUACUCCUUUCAAGGUGUUAUGAUUCUGCAGCAAACUGGCUUGUUUUCCAAUAGUGGUUCUCGGAUGCUCCUGUAUCAGUCAUUGCAUAAAGCGCCGCCCUCUGUGAUUGCUUUGCUACCUUCUGUACAAUGGCUAUGAAUGGGGAGGUACCAUUUCAUGAGAGAGAGUUCUGUAAAGUGAAUGGUUACAGCUGGCCAGACUCGAGAGUAUGCGCCCUCUAAUGUAUAUUGGACCACAAAUGUUAUUUGAGUCACAAUAAGGUGUGAAAAACAGUAAAUAUCCACCAAUGCCUCACAGCUUAGAAGCACAAGUAUGUCACCAGUUUGAAUACAAAAAAGAAUCUCUGAUCUGUGAUCUGUGUAUGUGUUAACCACACACGCGACUCAUCUCAGCACAUUUUCUUCCCACAGACCAGUAGAGGGAACUGUUUUUAUAUAUAAAGAUCUUAACGGUUAAAAGACAGCAACUUUAAGAAUAAAAACACACAGACAGUAUACUCCAUCUACUCCACUAUUAUAUCUCAGAGAACAGAAUAAAAAUCUUUAAAUGUUCUCUUUUUCUAUCUAUUAAUCUCAUUUAAGCAAGAAGUGUAAAAUCAUGAGUCAUAUGCAUUUUACAGAGAUUAUUUUAAGUCACGUGUUGCUAUUAUUUGUAGAGUUGACAGUAUGAAGUUCAUAGAUCCUGCUGGUGUCUUCAAGCAGCAUCAGUGUGAGAGUGUCCUUUUAUGAGAUAUACUGUCACCCAUGUAACCUUCAAUGUGUUCCCUGACUUGUAAGUCCCUUCAGAUAAAAAUAUCAAUAAAAUAAAU